AUGGGGCUGGACAAAGAAAUUGAAGCCCGAGAAGCCUGCGACUGGCUGAGAGCUGCCGGUUUCCCCCAGUAUGCUCAGCUUUUUGAAGAUAUGCAGUUUCCUAUUGAUGCAAAAACUGUGAGGAAAGAUCAUGAAUUUUUAGAUGGAGAUGCGAUUGAAUCACUAUUCAGGCGGUUAAACACAUUGAACAAGUGUGCAUCAAUGAAAGUGGAAAUAAGCCAUCAGAGGAAAUGGAGUGAUGGCUCUGAAGAUGAUGAACCUUGUGCAAUAAGUAACAAGUGGGCUUAUGAGAGGUGCAGUCAGAGAUGGUCUCGUAUCGAGAGCCUCGAAGGUUUCCCAAGAGAGGAAGGUGCUGGUGCAUCCGUCCCAGGCAGCCCCAGACUGAAGAGCAUCAGCAACGAGGAUUCCGUCUUUCUUGAUCAUGGCGAGAAACAUGAUGAGUCUUCCAUUCACAGCACUAGCAGUGGGGACAGUGACACUGUUAGCUUCCCAAAACCUUUUGAAGAUGUGGAAACCAACCUGAGCUCCGCAAGCUGUUCCUCAAUUAAAGUGGCUUCACCGGACUCUACUUUUCUUUGUUCUUCUCCCCCAAGUGAGUUUUUAAAUGUCGCCAGCGAGGAGAAGCUUUUGGAUAAGUCACCAUACAAAAAGAGGAAGAGCCUGCUAAAGAAAAUGGAGAAGCUGCACUUAAGGAGCUCCAGCUUAAGGAGUGGUCAGUCAAAAGCCAAACCCAUAAUAAGUGAACCUGUUCUUCUGGAAGGACUUAAUGAAGAGAAGAUGAAGAUGCUGAACUGUGUAAAUAUUUCCGAUCUCUCUGGCAUCCAAACAAAGAGCAGUUCCUCCUUCUCUCCCCAGGGCUGCAACAGCAGCAGUCAGUCUGCAACGAGCAGCACGGUGAGCACCCCGAGCCUUGUUAUAAAACCACAAAGCCAGGAUGAAGGAAGGGAGGUGUAUGCAGAGGACUUGGAUUCUAGCAAGCUCUUGCUGUGGAAUGAUCUAUCGCAGCAAAACCUAAAAAAUGACAUGAAGUUAGGAAUGAACCAGAUGUUUCAAAUACCACAAGGCCAUAAACCUGGUACUUUCCCCAAAGCACUUACAAACACCUCCUUGUCUCCCAUAGACAACUCUUCUGUCAGCUGGAGAACUGGGAGUUUUCACGGGAGCGGGAGGAUCCAGAGCAGAAGCAGUUCCAAGGAUUCCAAAGCCCCCAGGAGCCCCUUGUCACACGCAUAUAACAGGCUAAGUGUAUACGACAACAUGCCCAGUAUUGAACUUGAUCAUUUGGAGGCAGCACAAGUUGGUGAUGAUGAUGUUUUUUCAGAACUGAACAAUGUUAUAGAAGAUGUCAAUGGUCUCAAAAAGUUGGUGGAUCAGUGGACAGAGAAGUUCUCAGAUGAUGGGGAUUCAGACUUGGCCGGUGACUUGACCUCUUUGUAUCCAUCCUUACCUAAAGAAAUCCGUCUUGCAGUGGAGGACUCGGAGGGUAAGACAGCAGACCUCCCGACCGCCGAGGGAGAGAGCAGCUGUGAGCUGGGCAAGGAGAUCAGCUCUGCAGACCUGGCAUACGUGACAGACACCAAAAAGACUGACAGGUCACACUGGUCUGUGGAAGAGGCUGUGAACUUGGAAAGCCUGUCCCUGCAGACGGAUAGCCAGUCAGCUGCCCAGCUAGCCCGGACACAAAAGCUGGCUCUGUUGAAACUCACUGCUUUAAUGGACAGAUACUCCCCUGGCAGUAAGCAGGGCUGGAACUGGACUAUACCAAAAUUCAUUAAGAAAAUAAAAGCCUCUGACUACAAGGACAAAAACGUGUUUGGGGUUCCUUUACUUCUGAAUGUUCAGCGAACGAGCCAGCCGCUGCCCAACGGCAUUCUGCAAGCACUGGACUAUUUAAGAAGCCACUUUCUUGAUCAGGUCGGCCUGUUCCGAAAAUCUGGUGUUAAAUCCAGGAUCCUGUCCUUAAGAGAAAUGAAUGAAACCAACCCUAACAACGUGUGUUACGAAGGGCAGUCGGCAUUUGACGUGGCAGAUAUGGUGAAGCAGUAUUUCCGAGACCUUCCUGAGCCCAUAUUUACUAGCAGGCUCUGCGAGUCCUUCCUCCGUAUCUACCAAUACGUGCCGAAGGAUCAGCAGUUUCAGGCUGUCCAGGCGGCUAUUCUCCUUCUCCCAAAGGAAAAUCGAGAAGCUUUGAAGAUCCUCCUGUUCUUCCUGCGAGAUGUGGUUGCUUUUGUUGAGGAAAACCAGAUGACCCCAACCAACAUCGCUGUCUGUCUGGCGCCUUCUUUGUUUCACCUCAACACCCUGAGACGGGACAGUUCCUCCUCCUCCACUAGAUCGAGUCAGAGGAAGUGCAGCUUGGGGAAGCCAGACCAGAGGGAGCUCAGUGAGAACCUGGCAGCCACGCAGGGCUUGGCCCACAUGAUAAUGGAGUGCAACAGACUCUUCCAG
Molecule: messenger RNA, 2448 nt
Organism: Apaloderma vittatum (bar-tailed trogon)
Lineage: Eukaryota; Metazoa; Chordata; Aves; Trogoniformes; Trogonidae
Product: rho GTPase-activating protein 7-like
Exons: 10
Biological process (GO): regulation of Rho protein signal transduction; signal transduction; actin cytoskeleton organization
Molecular function (GO): GTPase activator activity; protein binding
Source: RefSeq, a predicted model, not a curated record